Sinocyclocheilus rhinocerous is the source of this 1903-nucleotide messenger RNA. Its product is annotated as protein FAM3A-like. The transcript is spliced from 10 exons. Lineage: Eukaryota; Metazoa; Chordata; Actinopteri; Cypriniformes; Cyprinidae. The record is from RefSeq and is a predicted model, not a curated record. Bases 304 to 993 code for a protein of 229 amino acids.
AUCACGUGCCAAUCCGGAAGAAUGGCAUUGGAAUUGGCGUGAAACAAAUGCACGCUUCUGGAGUACACCGAACAAGGAUAUUUUUUUAUUACGGCGUUGUAUGCUCGUUAAGUGUACGUUAUAUUUGUUGCCGACUAAUUUAGUCGACACUGUUUUUAAGAUGAACGUGCUGCGUUGAACGCGAUUAGAUUAAUCGUGACUGAUUUAAACCACAAGGGAGAAUCUGUUUCACAAAUCUGCUGCACAGGGUCACUGUAGAUUUCAGAAUCUUAUUUGCUGACCAGAUUUUGACAUCUGUCUGCCAUGAGGUUUGCAGUGGCACUGCGUGCUGUUGCUUUGGUACUUCUGUUGGGCUUUACCUGGCUUCUAGCAAAUUCUAUGCUAGGAGGGGAUGGGAACUCCUUUAUGCGGAUGCUAUUUAGUGGUGGACAAGAAGAGCCCACUCCAGAACCACGACCACACAAGUACAAAUGUGGCCUGUCAGCACCGUGUCCCCCCAAACAUCUCGCGUUCCGGCUGAUCUCCGGUGCUGCCAAUGUCAUCGGCCCCAAAAUCUGUCUGGAGGAUAAAAUUCUUGUCAGCAGUGCUAAAAACAAUGUUGGCAGAGGGCUCAAUAUUGCCUUAGUAAAUGGGGUUAAUGGAGAUGCUUUGGAAAUAAAAGCAUUUGAUAUGUGGGCAGGAGACAUUUCAGAGCUGCUGAAGUUUCUUCGGCCUCUCCAUGAAGGAACGCUAGUAUUUGUUGCUUCUUUUGAUGACCCGGCCACCAAGUUAAAUGAUGAGGCUCGACGGCUGUUUAUGGAGCUGGGGAGCACAGCAGCAAAGGAACUGAGCUUCAGGGAUAGCUGGGUGUUUGUUGGAGCCAAAGGAAUAGAAAAUAAAAGCCCAUUUGAACAGCGAAUGAAGAACAGUAAAAGUAGUAAUAAAUAUGAAGGCUGGCCUGAGUCUCUGGAGAUGGAUGGCUGCAUUCCUCUGCGUGCUCCUUUAGAAACUUAAGGCCUCACGGGGGCUUUGAACUGUAGGAACACUUCAAACACAAGGAUCAAGGAGCACUACGUACGAUCACAAUUCAGCUGCCUAAAAAUUGUACUCCUUGGAUGGUCCGAAGUGGAUUUUCCUUCCAGAGCCGUCUGCUUCAAGGUGACGAAAAAAACUGAAAUGAAAAUAUAACUGGCAGUCGUGUGGUCCGGUGGAAUUAGAAUUGUUGUGAUUGACAAAAGAAGAACUGUUUUUUAUGAAGAAAAAAAAAAUACUAGCGCAUUAAAUCUUUUUUUAACUAUUUAUAUAGUAUGUUUAGAAAGUUUCUAUAUAUAGUUUAAAAUGUGUGAAGUUCAUACUGUAUAAAAUCUAUGCCUAGUGGUUGUUCUGAAGGAUGGCAUUUAUAUUAAUUUACAUUCAAAGACAGAUUAUUAUAUACACAUUAAAGAAUGUCCAGAGAGUCCAUUAAGAAUUGUCACCUAUUUCUAAUCCAUGCUUGUAAUAAGAUCAGUGUCAUGAGACUCGAUCUCAAUUAAGUUGCACCACUCUUCUUUCAUGUGUAGUUUUUGUUCUUUGUAAAAUGAUGCACUAAUGAAAUGCACUGUAUAGACAACCUUUGAUAGAAAUCAACCAAACAUCGAGGUUAUUCGUGUAGUUUUAUUUAGGACAGCCUUUUUUGGCAGGAUUACGUUUAUCUUAUCUCAUAAUAAACUCUCACAGAUCUUUAUCCCCUUGUGUGUGACCAGCAUAUUGGUUGGCUGUGUGAAAUGGCCUAUUUUUCCAGCCACCGAAACGCAGUGUGGUUUUGGCGAAUGAUGUAGUUUGUUCCAAAGGAAGUGACUUGUUCACGUGCACACAGUAAAGCUAUUUACAGAAGCUCGUGAUCACGUGUGUUGUCAGCGAAUUAAAACCACCCAAACAAGAGCCA